CCGCCGUGAGUUAAAAUGAGUUGGCGAGUAUUUCUAUCCUUCUCUAAAAUUCGAGCUACUCGAAUGAGUUGAGACUUGGUCGCACAGCGCACACACCUCUCGAAAUUCCUCUUGAUUCCGCCGUUAUUUCGCAUUGAACAAUGGACGCUGCAACAUCGUGUGUAGGGUUACGAGCCAGUUCAGUUAAAAAGAUCAACAGCGUAGUAGUAUAAACGGGAGAGAGAAUUAAGUAUAUGAUAAAUGUUUGUGCGAUAACAGUGAUAUUGAUUAAGAAUUAUAUAAAUAAUAAAAACAUAAAAUACCAUCGAAUAUUUAUCCGAGAAGUAAGUUUGCACCGUGUUGGUGUAUUCAAUAUAGCUUAUUAAAAGAAAAAAAAAAAAAGAUAGAUUUUAUUGUCGAAUGAAAGACCUACAUAUUUACGAAAGUACUGCUGCGUGGCUUAGUUACGUUGCGGAAUAUUAAUGAAUAGCUGCGACUAGCGAGAGUUUCCAGUGGCUAAUGCAGUAAGUAAAUCGUGUACAACUACGGCAAAAAAAUGACGAACAUUAAUCAACCGAGAGAACGCAUAAAUUUUUUUGUAACACAUGUACGCACCAAUGGCCCGUGGUUACAAAUUUGUGGACAAAUGGAUCGCAACAAUGCACGUGAAGUGGAAAGGUUGAUAUCGAUUCUUAAAGAUGGUUUUGAUCGAGGAAUCGGUAAAACUACUACACAAAAUAUCCAUUCCAGCAUAUGCUGUGCUUAUCAUGAAGAUAAUUAUUACCGUGCAAAAAUAAUUAAAGUUGAAUCCGAUGUAAAAAUUUAUGUCGAAUUUGUCGAUUAUGGUAACAGUGAAUACGUUCACAUAUCGCAAAUACGAUUACUUGAAACAACAAAUGAAGGUUUGAAACUACAAUCUAUUCCGUCAUUAAUGAUAGAAUUUCCUUUAACGACAGUUAUGCCUAUUAAUAAUAUGUGGAGUCGGGCUAUUAUUGACGUUAUUAAUAAUUUGUUGAGAUAUCAUGAGUUUCCGGUUGAAAUAUUUGAUUAUGGUAAUCAACAAAAAUUUACAUUAUACUACAAUGGACGAGAUUUUGCUGAGUAUUUGGUAACUAGUCAAAUGGCUUUGAUGACGCCGACAGCUCAUGAGAUCAGGCCUACCAAGGACAUUCAAAUGAUUAGACAGCAGCACCAACUUCAGCAGCAGCAGCAACAACAACAUCAACAACAUCAACAAUCUCAAUAUCAUCAACCACAACUUCAACAACCUCAAGUUCAGCAACCCCAACUUCAACCACCAUCACUUCAUUUAGCAAAUCCGAUGUAUCGGCCAGGACCAGCACCUACACCAGUGCCUUGUGAAUCUCAUGGAGUGAAUAUGACUAUCAACGAUAAUUUUCAAAUGAAAUUACGACAGCCACGGUCAAUUCCAUCUAACAAACCUCUUCAAGAAAAUUGGCGACGACCUUAUCCAUCUACUGUUCAACAAAUGAGACCACCAACAUCAAUUUCACCUCGCUCACAAGAUUCAGCUGCCUUCAAAUCACGUAAUUUAGAACGUGAUACGAGACAUCAAGUGCUUGUAUCAGAUGUCGAAGAUGGUCCCCUUAAAUUUAAUGUCCAGUUACAGAGUUGUGCUCAAGAACUUGAUACUUUGUCGAGAAAUAUAAAUAGUAUUCCGCUGAAACCGCUAUCAGAACCACCAAUUCACGGUGCUGCAUGUCUUGCACUUAAUUCCAAGACCAACCGAAUACGUCGUGCUGUUGUUUCGACUGUUAUCAACACAUAUAAAGUUAAGGUAUGGUACUGUGAUUAUGGCGACCAAGAAAUUUUACCACAUUCUAGUAUUUAUGAAAUACCACCAAAUUACUCGAAUCCACAAGCGUUGUCAGUAAUAUUUACAUUGAGUGGCGUACGUGAGUUAAAUGUUACACCAGAAAUGAAACAAUAUUUCAAGGAUUUGGUGCUCGGCAAGACUUUAACCUUAGUCGUGAUGCCUCGUGAAGAUUCACCAUUGAUGCACUACGGAAAUUUAUUUAUUGAUGACAAGAAUGUUUUGGAAAUGAUAUUAGAGGCUUUUCCAGACUCUACAAUAAAGUUUCUUGAAGCUCCUUAUUUGACAUCUGGCACCCGUGAAAAUGUUCAAGUAUCUUACGUCGAUUCGUGUAGUAAAUUUUUUGUACAAUUGAACAAAAAUGUAUUGGAUAUGGAAUCUUUAGCAAAUUCUUUGACAGAAUGUGUUAAAAUAGCACCGCCGAUUAAAACAGCGAACAUAAAAGUAGGAUUAAAAUGUCUAGCUCAUAGUAGCGCUGAUUCUGAAUGGUAUCGAGCGGAAGUUAUAAAAGUUGUCGAUAAUUACGUUACAGUCCAUUACGUUGAUUAUGGCAAUGAUGAAACGAUUCCAUGUAAUGCUAUUCGUUCAAUUCGCAGUGAAGAACUCACGAAGAUACCAAUUCAAGCCUUACAGUGUAUCCUUAAUGGCUUCGAGUUCGUACCUUACAAUCCAGAAGUUGAUGAUAAAUUUGAGGCCUACGUUUUGGAUAAACCUCUGGUGAUGGCUGUCUUGGAUGUUAAACCGUCAGGACUUAUAGUCGAUCUUUAUGACUCCAACGUUAAACCGAUUGCAAAUAUAUCGGCUAAACUGAGAAAUGGUACUUUGGAAGUACCCACUUCAGCACCAGUUAGUCAACCUCAAUCCGCAAGCACAGGUUCAACUCACUAUCAAGAUGAUAUCAGUGAUACUUCAAAGAGAAGUUUCCGCGAAAAAAGGUCUGACAUGAAAACUCAGCUGUUUUCAUCAAUCCAUCAACAUACAGCCAAAGCGAAAAGUACUAAAAAUGCACGCGAAGAAAACGACAGCAGUACAUCCAAGAAUCAUAACGACUCUUACCCACAGUCACACGAGAAUUCUUCAUUCGAAAAUACUCGAGCUAAGAAUUGGAAAAAUGCUGAAAAUGAAGACAAACGCUACAACAGUCGUGAACCAAAGUCAACAAGUCGUGACUGGUCAGGCCAUUGUGAUAGAAGCAAUAGAGAUUAUUCACGAAACGAUCGAUCUGCUCCACGCUAUGAUAGAAACGAUAUCAACGAUAGGUUUGAUAAUGACAACAACAUGAAUGGCCGUCGAGAUCGUAGUAGUGGACGUGGACGUAUAAGCUCGGGUAGUCGAGACAGAUUCGAUCGUAAUAAUGCAGGAGACACCUCAUGGAGUGAUAAAGAUUCAAAUGCAUCGUCACGAGGGAGUGGUAGACGUGGCAGACGACCAGAUAGAGGUGGACCACGUGGAGGGUCAUCCCAGAGCAGAGGUCCAGGAAGAGGCAGCAGCAUCAACGGCGGAAUAACUGGAGCUCGUCGAGACAGACCACGAAGUACUAGCAACGACAACGAGAAUGAUUUCGAACGAAAUCUCAAACCCAACAAUCGAUCUAAUGAUUUUAAUAAUUACACUUCAUCCGACAAUACACGAUUCAAGCAAAAUAAUCAAAGAUACAAUGAUCAGCGCAAUGACCGAAAUAAAAAGAGUGAAAUUGAUGUUUGGGAUCCGGUAACUACAGUUACUAGUACUGACGAGUGUUCACCAGCUGCAUAUUCCUCGUCAUUAUUAUCAUCAUCAUCACUGGCAUCAUCAUCAAUAGUUCAAAUUACCCCACCUAAUAUUACUCUUGGUGCUAUAAAACAUUGUGAAAUUGUAUUUAUAACUAGUCCUACAGAUUUUCACGUGCAACUAAGACCUGAUAAUUUAGAAUUAGAUCCUGUUAUGAAUAGAAUCGCACAAAUUUAUGAGACUGGGGGUAAUAAUUUGUCUGAGGCGAAUGCCAAAGUUGGUACGAGUUGUGUUGCUCAGUACUCAGAAGAUUUAAAAUGGUAUCGUGCUGUAAUUCAAUCAAUUGAACCAUUUGGAGUUACCGUAAGAUUCGUAGAUUACGGAAAUGUUGAAUCUGUGACCUAUGAUAAGAUAAAAGAACUUGACGCUGAACUUGCUAAAUUACCAGUUCAAGCUAUCAACUGUAAACUGCUCGCCGCAUCAAAAACCGUAUGGGACACCAACGAAAUUAACGAAUUUACUUCACUUGUAGAGUUGACGUCACUUGAAGCUGAAUUUGUUGCUGAAGAAAAUAAUGUUUAUGAAGUUCUCGUCCGUGAAGUUGUCGAUAAUGAAACUUUUGGGCCGUAUUUAAAUGAGCGAUUUUCCAAUGGUGCUGAUUUAAUGCAAGCCAAAGAAGUUGCUAAAAAUAAAAAUCGAUCUAGUCGCGAUGGAAAAUUAAUUACUCACGCAGCAACAGAUAACUACGCACCGUUAGAACAAACAUGGAUUGAACCUCGUAUAAAUUUACCAAUGGAAGAAGGUGUUAUUGUCACAUGGCUAAUUGACCCAGAUAAUUUUUACUGUCAACUUCUUGGUAGGUCAAAAGAUUUCCGAUCAAUGAUGAAUGAAAUGCAAAAGAUCUACUCUAAACGACAGCCUGCUCGAGAUAAGAUUGCUGUUGGUUCGACAGUCAUAGCUGUUUUCGCUGAUGAUGGGGCAUUUUAUCGAGCUGAAGUUCUUCAAGUUAUGUCUGAUAUUUUUGUUGUUCGCUACGUUGACUUUGGAAAUACAGCUAUAGUGAAAUCAUCCGAGAUCUAUCGUGUUGAUAAAAAAUUCAUGGAUUUACCGAAGCAAGCUGUAUGCUGUAGCUUGAAAAACGUUAUACCUCCAGGAAGUGGCUGGUCAAAAUCAAUCCAUGAUGACAUCGAUCGUCUCUUUAAUGUUGAAAAUCUUCGAUGCAAAUUUCUGCAAGAAAGUAAUAACAAAUACUUGGUUUCCUUGACACACGACGGUCAAGAUUUGGCUGAUAUCUUGGUGCAAAAAGGCUUGGCUGCUUCACCAAAUUCUCAUGCUGUCGUGGAUUUCAUUAAUUUGGAAACUAUUGAUGAAGUAGAAGCAGAAGAGAAUGUCGAUAGCAAUCAUCAUUUGUCACAAAUAGACAUAAGCUAUUUACGUGGACAGAUCUUACGAGUUAAAAUAUCAAAAGUCGAAAGUGUAAACAAAUUUUACAUACAAUUACCAUCUGCAGCAGCUAGUGAAAAAAUAAUUGAUAAUUAUAUGGCUAAUCAAGAUCAAAAGGUGAUGCCAAAACUGUUAUCAAAUGAGGUGUGCCUUGGAGCGGGUUGUCUUGUUCAUACAGAGAAAGGAUGGAGACGAGCUGUUGUCACAAAUUUUAUUACAAAAACGACAAAUUAUGACGUGAGGUUCAUUGAUACUGGAGAAAUCGAUGUGGUCCCACUGAAUUGUAUGUUGGCGUUGUCAGGAGAACUUUCUAUCAUGCAAAAACAGGCUGUUGAAUGCAGUUUAGCUAAUGCUGUUUCCUCUUCAGCUGACAAUACUUUCAGGAAUCUAGUUGAGAAUAAAGAAGUUAUUAUUCGUGUCAAUGAAGUUAAUUAUAACCGUCUUGUUGUAGACGUAUUUGACGAAAGCGGUAAGAAGAUAAAACUUCAAAAUGAAGCAGAUGAAAGUAUCAGUCCCAUAUGCCCUAUGCCAAUAUUUUUCCACCAACAUCAAGUUGCUGUUUCGCAUGUAAAUAACUCGAAAAGUAUUUGGCUGAAACGAGAUGCUGAUCAAGAUACUGACGCAGCUCUUCUCAAUGAACUUUUUGAGUACUACUCUACGUCUGGACAACAAUUGGAUAUUGAAAUCAACAAGUUCUGUGCAGCUCAAUGUUCCGAUGGUAAUUGGUACCGUGCAAAAAUCGUUACUAAAACGGGCUCGGGAGCAGUUGUGCUUUACAUCGACUAUGGUAAUACUGAAGAAGUUUCUUUGGAUAAAUUAAAAGAAUUAGAACGAAAUUUCUUUAAGCAUUCUCAACUGGCAAUUGAAGUAAGACUGACCUUUAAUCUCGGAGGUGGAACGAAAGAGCAAGAAAUUCUUAAUACUUACGUAUUGAACCAGUCAUUCAACGCAACACUGCGAUUAAAUGCUAAUAAUGACUGGGUUGCGUCAUUAAAUUUGAAAUCAGGCCAACCGCUGGAAGACCAAUUGCGUGAAUUAGGGCUCCUGGAACAUGGUGAGAGUCAAGCAAUAAAAGUAACCAAAGAAGCAAUGCUUCCAGUUAUUAAUGAACCAGAAGACUUAAUCAUUGGAGGUAAAUUUAAAGUUGUUGUUGCUCAUGUAGAAAACCCAACACAGUUUUGGAUUCAAAGAUUAAAUGAUUUGCCUGCUCUCGAACAACUCGAGAAAAAAUUACAAGACGAUGCUUUGAAUUAUCUACCAAUUGAAGGUGUUCCUGAAGAAAAUCUUAUUUGUGUAGCUCUUGACACUGCAAACUCUCUGUGGAACAGAGCAGAGGUUAUAGUAGCUGACACAGAAAUGGUUACAGUUCGCUACAUCGACUACGGAAACACGGAUGUGUUACUUGACAUGAGCAAAAUUAAACAGCUUCCAAAUUCAAUGAAGUCAAUAAAAUGGUAUGCUACAAAAUGCCGAUUGGAUCUAAUUCCAAUAGAUUGCGAAGAUUGGAGUGAAAGCGCUAUUAAUUAUUUUGCAGAUAAAACUGUAGAAAAUGAGAACUUAACUGCCAUUGUUAUAGCUGAUGGUAGUUCAAAGCGUAUUGAUCUUAUUGACGAUAACGGCAGUAUUACCAAAAUGCUAGUCAAUGAAAACUUAGCAAAACAGAUUCAAGCUCAUGAAGAUGUUAUCGAUGAAGUAGUUGAAAAUGUUCUCGAUCCACGAUCAGCUUUUAUCUGCCAUAUUAAUUCUCCUGGUGAAUUUUGGGUGCAAGAAGAAAAAUCAGUAGCUGAUUUAGAGCACAUCGCAGACCGUUUUCUCGUUGCUGAUAUGUUUCCUAAAGUUACUCAAGUUGUACCAGGAGAACUCUGUGUUGCCAAAUUUCCCGAUGACAAUUCUUGGUAUCGCGCACGAAUUAUUUCGCAUGGUUCAUCGGGAACAAAUGUCUUUUACAUUGAUUAUGGAAAUUCUGCGGUAUCAACUGAAAUUCGAGUAAUUCCAGAUGACGUAAAAAAUAUACCACCAUUAUCACGUAAAUCUUGUUUACCAUUACCACCAGGUAUCGAGAAAUGGUCUGAAGCAGCACGUGAGGAGUUCAUUAAGAUGGCUGAUGAUGGAGCAACAAUAUUUUUCCUGGAUGUUAUUGAAGAAGGAGAAACUUCUACAGUCAAGCUUACUCUUAAUGGUGAAAAUAUUGUUAACUCAUUAGAAAAAUUUUGUGAAAAAAAAAUUGCAACAGAAAGUUCAGCCGAAGCCAAUCCUGAAAUUGAUAAUUCUACUAAUAAAGUGUUUGUUAGUCACGUCAAUUCACCAUACGACUUCUACGUUCAAGAACAAAAACACAUAGCGGAUUUAGAUAUGAUGACUGAGCGAUUGACAACUGCUGACACGUUUUUGCAACUCGAUGAAAUUAAAGAAGAAGUUUUGUGUAUCGCUCAGUUUCCCGAAGAUUCUGCAUGGUAUCGAGCACGAGCAUUGUCACAUGGGAAUGAAGGCACACAAGUUAUCUACAUUGAUUAUGGAAAUACGGCAGUAACUACAGAGCUUCGAAAAAUUCCAGUUGAUUUAGAAUCACUACCACCUUUAUCGCGGCAUUGUCGUCUAGCUGCACCUGCAAAUGUUGAGUGGUCUUGUGAAGCUUAUCAAGAGUUUAUUAAGCUUGUCGAUGAUGGUAACAGUGAGUUCAUAAUGAUGAUAAAAGAUGAAACUGAUGAAAUAUCAACAGUUCAGCUUAUUUUCAAUGGCGAAGAUAUUACUGAAAAAUUAAAUCAGUAUUGUAAAAAACUAGUACCUGUGAUUGAAGAAAGACUGCCUCCACUAGGUGAAGAAACUUCUCUUAAUGUCAUGAUAAGUCAUGUUAUUUCGCCAUCCGAAUUUUGGAUACAAGCUGAAAAUAAAAUUUCAGAACUUGAACUGAUGGCCGAACGCCUAAAUGGUGCUGAGAAUUUCUCACCUUUGGAAGUGCCUAUCGGCGGAAUCAUUUGUGUUGCUAAAUUUCCAGAAGAUAGUUUGUGGUACCGCGCUAAAAUUCUAACUCAUCAUGAAUCUAUUAAUGAUAUAGAAGUAUCUUUUAUUGAUUACGGUAACUCGUCUUUAACAAGUGAGAUUCGUCAACUGCCAGAGGAGUUGGCUAAAAUUCCUCCUUUGUCGAAAUUUUGUUCAUUGAAGAUGCCAGACGAUGUUGAAUGUUGGUCUCUAGAAGCUUGCGAAAAGUUCAUUGAACUCGUAUCAGAUGGACAGACGAUGUUUGAGUACAAAGAACUCUACGGAAACGAUAUAACCUACGUCGAUCUUAAAUGUAACGGACAAGACGUUGUAGAAAUACUUGCUUCAUUAUGUUCAAAAAAGACAAGUUCAACUACUACUGUUGAUCAGAAAGUAAUUCCUGAAAAUAUUGAGUAUAAAAUCGAAAAACACUCAAUAUGUGAAAAUAUUAAAAUGGAAAAAGAAUUCAACUCACACACGUAUGAAAAAUAUUGUGAAAGUAAUUUUUCAAGUAAUACGUCUGGUGUUGAUGUGUUAACGAAUUCAGAUAAUUCACACGAUGGCAAUCCGUUUGAAAAAGUUGAAACUUCGGAAAUUGUUAAUAGUACAUUAAAACAAUCUGAUGCAACUGUUGAUGAUUCAUCAGCCGUCGGCGAUACUUUGAUCAUCAAUUCUAAUUGGAGAGCUACUGAAAACAUCGAUAAAGCUUCAGCCAGUGUUGAUGAAACUCUCCCUGAACAACAGACUGUAAUCGAAAUAACACGUAAUCUUUCAACAGAUAUAAGUUCAGAGAAAAUGAACAGAAAACUAUCAAUUUCUGAAAUCGAGACAUUACCUGUUGAACAAGCUGAAUUGACUACUGAGUCAAUUACUACUGAGUUAUCAAGCACUCAGAUUAAAACUUCUACUUUUGAUAUCACUCUGAAAGAGAGUUCAAAUAUUGAUACUAAAGAUGAAGUUACUAUGGUUGAUACUAAUGUAGAGACGUUUUUUGAAAAAGAAAAAACAGUCAGUUAUGAAAAAAAAAUUCUGGCAAACGAUGUUUCAAUUGUAGAACCAGAACCAAAAACUACCCCAGCUGAUAUAAAUACUGAUGACGUAAUUGAAAUCGAAGACUCUAUAAGUAUUGAAGAAAAAUUAACUCCGGUUGAAUUAAUUUUAGACGAAGAACAGAAUAUAAUUACUAUAGAAGAAGAAAUAUCUCCCCGCGAUAUCGUAGUUGAGGAGCAAGAUUCCAUUAUCAUUAUUGAAGACGAAAUCAGUCAUGCAGAAUCAUCAAAUGAACCAAUUAUCACAGAGAAAAAAAAGACGGUCACUGUAUCUGAUUGUUUCGUUGUUGACGAAAAUGAGAUAAGUGCUCAACAAGAAAUCAUAACUCCGGAUAGUUCAAUACCUCCGUCACCGAUUGGAGACAUGCCAAGGUAUGGACGACGUAAUUCAACGCCCCAUGAGGAGAAAAUAGUUCCGGGUAGCAUCAAUAAAGGUAUUGAGUUAACCACCGACGAAGAAACGAUUGAAGUCGAAACGAUUGAAAAAUCUUCGGUUUAAAAUUAUAUAGAUAAAAGUAAUCAGCAAUAUCUAUCAACAGUUAAUAAUUCUAUUUUACUAACAUUUUUCUUUAAGUUUUUUGUUUUUAUAAUUUUAAAAUGAAAUUAUUAAUUAUUAUAAUGUGCCACUUUAUGAUUUAUCCAAAGAUAUUGAAACUAUAUAAUAAGUUUUUUUUUUAUAUUUUUAUUACGUUAGUUUAAUUACUUUCAUUUAUUUAUUUUGUUCGUUAUAAAAAAAAAAGUGCCUGGAGCAAUUUAAGAAUACUAUGUUCAGUUAUUAAUCAAUAUGAAAUUAUCUUGAAAAUUAAAAAAAAAAAUAAAUUUCAACAGUUGAAAAUUAAAAAAAAAUAAUUUUUAUUAUGAUUAUAUUUUUUUUAUUUAUGUUAAUUUAAAUAUCUCUAUUUUGUUUGCUAUUAAUUAAUAAAAAAUGUAAUAGUAAUUUAUGCAAAAAUUAUUUUUCAUAUUAUGUAUUCGUGAUAUAAAUAAAGUGAAAAAAAUUUUGAAAAUUAUUAGAAAAUGUAAGCUUGAGAUAACUCAGAUAUGGUUCUAAAUGUUAAUUUCAAUGAUUAAUAUUUAAUUAUCAGAAUAAGGAAUAAAUAAAUAAAUUAUAGUUAUUUAAAAUUUAUAAAUUUCUAUUUAUUAAAUUUAAUAUAGAAAUAAGCUUUUUUUGAACUUCCGACUUUCAUUGUAUAUUUAAGCAGCUCAAAUUAAUUUUUAUAAUAAAAUGUUUAAUAAAAU
Molecule: messenger RNA, 10230 nt
Organism: Cotesia glomerata
Lineage: Eukaryota; Metazoa; Arthropoda; Insecta; Hymenoptera; Braconidae
Product: maternal protein tudor-like
Exons: 11
Coding region: 536-9493 (2985 amino acids)
Biological process (GO): spermatogenesis
Source: RefSeq, a predicted model, not a curated record